UUCCCUGUUCUUCUUUCUGUUUCAUGGACUCAUCUAGAAAACAUUUGGAUCGGAUCAAGGGACCAUGGAGCAGCGAAGAAGACGAGUUAUUGUGUAAGCUAGUAGAUCGGUACGGUGCACGGAACUGGACGUUGAUUAGCAAAUCGAUUCCAGGGAGAUCUGGUAAGUCGUGUCGUCUCCGGUGGUGUAACCAGCUGUCGCCGGAGGUUGAGCAUCGGCCUUUUACGUUAGAGGAUGAUCAGGUUAUACUCCAGGCGCAUGCUCGGUUUGGGAACAAAUGGGCUACGAUCGCUAGGUUGCUCAACGGACGUACGGAUAACGCGGUUAAGAACCACUGGAACUCGACGUUGAAGCGCAAGUGCACGGCGGUGGACGGCGGAGAUCGAGGAGAGAGAAACUCGCAGAGGCCGAAGAUGUCAGAUAGAGAUUUCAAUGCGACGGUGACCAGUAUCUCAGGUACUGGUAGUCUAUCCGGAUCCGAUUUGUGCGAUUCAUCAGGCAACAAUAUUCCGUUAGUGUCGGUUGCAGAAAUCUGUAUUACCUCGUCGGAAUUUCAACGUAAGGUUGAAACGGAGCCUCCGACGGCGUUAACUCUGGCGCUCCCUGGAACAGGUUCGUAUUUGUAUGACAUCUGUGAUCAAAAACCAGCAAAGAAGUUGAAUGCAACGCCGUUUGGCGAAGAGGUUCAUUCAAUGAUGCAAGAGAUGAUCCGUAGCGAAGUCAGAAAAUACUUGGCAUCUGAAGAAAACUUGAUGCAGGUAAGGAAUGCAGGUGUGAAGCGUAUUGGUGUUAGCAAAAGUGAUUAUUGACAAAAUCUCAAUUAAUGUUUAAAUCCAUAGAGCUUGUGGUUUGAUUCAAAUUAAUUUGGAGUUAAUUAAUACAUACAAUUAAUAUUUGAAUAUUAUGGAUUAUGGAAAAUUGAUUUUGGGGUCUUUUUUGAAUCAUAUGAAAACAUAUAACCGA
This is a messenger RNA of Cynara cardunculus var. scolymus (artichoke), 963 nucleotides long. Its product is annotated as transcription factor MYB73-like. Gene Ontology annotation, molecular function: RNA polymerase II cis-regulatory region sequence-specific DNA binding; DNA-binding transcription factor activity, RNA polymerase II-specific. The transcript has a single exon. The coding region runs from base 24 to 809 and encodes 261 amino acids. NCBI's taxonomy places the organism in Eukaryota, Viridiplantae, Streptophyta, Magnoliopsida, Asterales, Asteraceae. Gene Ontology annotation, biological process: regulation of DNA-templated transcription. Gene Ontology annotation, cellular component: nucleus. The record is from RefSeq and is a predicted model, not a curated record.